Messenger RNA from Paramacrobiotus metropolitanus, 825 nucleotides. RefSeq lists its product as uncharacterized. The record is from RefSeq and is a predicted model, not a curated record. Bases 59 to 745 code for a protein of 228 amino acids. NCBI's taxonomy places the organism in Eukaryota, Metazoa, Tardigrada, Eutardigrada, Parachela, Macrobiotidae. The transcript has 5 exons. Gene Ontology annotation, molecular function: calcium ion binding. Gene Ontology annotation, cellular component: membrane.
UUAUACCUUUCCGGAUGUUCGACUGCUGAGCACAACUUGUUUAUUACUGUGGUUCAAUAUGACGCUGUUACAGGAAUACUCGAUAAUUUUGCUUUCGCACAUAUUUACCGCUGUUUUUCUUAUUUCGAAGAUUGAUUGUAUGCGCCAAAAUGUUGGGAAGACUCACCGCUAUCGCAGCAGCGGCAAUAACGCAGUGGUCGACAAUAUGGGCAUUCCGCUGUGUCCGGAUAUUCCGGCGCGGUACGCUUUCCUCAAGCCGAACACCAAAGUGGGAGAUAUAAUUUCAGGAGCCCCACCGAGUGCAGCUGGUUUUCCAUCUCUUUAUUAUAUAAAAGAUGGCAAUGAACAUCGACUCUUCUCAAUCGACAAAAACAGCGGAAAAGUGUACGUUGCCACACCCAUAUCUUUGCCGCUCCUGAUGAUGAACCACAAACUGACGAUCAUCGUUUCUUCCGGAUUAAAAACAUGUUCCUUGAAAAUUUUCAUCCAAGCUGCCGCGUUUAAGCAAGGCUCCGAGCGCUCCUUUCUCGUCCCAUCACCGCGUGUCGAUCUGAUGGACAAGUUGCCGAACAAGACACCGUCGAUCCGGAACCCCGGCAGCUCUUCCUGCCCGGUAUCCCCAAUGAUCCACGCAACGGAAUGCCGUUGGAGAGCGAUCUCAGCCCACCUAAUCCCCCUCCGCAACAACAAAAUGUCGUCCCCAAUCCAGCCUUCAACAUCGCUCCGAAUCCACAAGAUGCUUUAAUGGGCGCGGUAUAUGUUGUUCCCCCACAGCAGAAUGCGGUAUUUACCAAUCAGUUGAACACGAUUCCCAAUCAACCGUUC